Molecule: messenger RNA, 345 nt
Organism: Hydatigera taeniaeformis
Lineage: Eukaryota; Metazoa; Platyhelminthes; Cestoda; Cyclophyllidea; Taeniidae
Source: the annotation of a GenBank genome assembly
AUGGCAUCCUACGUCUUCCGUGUAGACCCCAGCGAUAAGGUGCCACCUGGAAAAAUUGGAUUUGGGCUGGCACAGCGAAAAUGGGCGAAUAUUUCCCUAGAUCAGACGCUCAGUCUCGAUCCAUGCAAAAUAUCUCCCGACGUCUACCUUAGUCUGGCCCAUUUCACCGUUGAGAUGUAUGGCAAGAAACAAGGACCGCGAGAUCCCAUAAACUCAGAUGUCCUUUCUCAACGAUUUUCCAUGCAUAUGGGCGAUCUGCCCCUCACCGUUGGGCAGCCUCUUCUCUUCAGAUUUGAUCAGCUCCUUCUCUCAAUCGUUGUUAAGUCACUCUCGGGUAAGUUUUAA